GUGAUCUGCGGUGGGAGAAGUCUGUUUUUUCUGAGCAGUUAACUUCUAGAGGAUCCACUGAAAGUUUCAAUUCUCAUUCACACAAUGUAUAGUCGGAAAUGUUCUAAAGUGGAAUGAGGCCAACGGACUCGCACAACAACGCGAUGGAGCGUGCAUACGGAAGUGUAGUUGUAUAAAGUGAGUGGAAUACGGCGUUAUGUGAAGCCAAAAGCAACUGGUCUUCAACAGCAGAUUCAGUACCAAUCGUCAACGAACAAUAUUUUUUUAGCCAGAUGAUAUCCAUCAUAUUUGAUUGUUAACGAGGAGUCGUCGAGCGCAUGCUGUAAAAUUUCUCUGUAAUUUAGGCCGAUAUGAAAAGUCAACAUGGGUACGCACAGCCAGUCGACGUUCACGUCUAUUUUUCUUCUGCUUGUACACUAUACAGCCAUCGGGCUUUCACAAGAACCCUUCUCGUAUGGAUCCACUGUUUGUAGCCGAAUAGUCCUUCGCGGCGUGACCGUCUUAGAUGCCAAGGGCCAUCGACUCUCAGAACCUGGCUUGCCUCUAGCAAUAAAAUCAUUCCAAGGUAAAUUUGCCCACCCCAGAUCCUCAGUUAUAUUCGACUGUGACUACCACGUCCUGCCUGAUAUCGCGAACGAUAGUUCGAUCGUUAAGAACGUGAAUUCCACAGAAACUAAAGGAACAUCAUCAUCUCACAAAAACUUAACAUCCAUGGCAAAUAAUGAUACUAAUUCGACAAGGAUGAAACACGAGGGAUUACGGCGGUUCGAACUACAGCCGCCGGUCGUGGUGAAGUGGUUUCGAAAUGGUGAGGGCGUACCUUUUUACCAAUGGAUACCUGAAAUCGGCUCUCAACUCUUCCAUCAUGCGUACUGGGAUUUCUUGGAUGUAGGUUACAAACAUAACAAUCGACCAAUGGAGAUGUUUCGAGCGAUACGGGUAACCCGACCAGUUCGGGAACUUUCGGGAAACUUUACUUGUAAUGUAGUCGAAAAUAAAAAAGAAGACAGUCCCGCUGGCGAGUACCUGGAGCAGAUUGCCUCUCACGAGAUUCUAGUUUACGAUCCACCAUCAGACUUCGAAAUACGACUGAAUAUGUCCUCCCGAGAGCUUCAGUGCGCGGCUCUAGUGACAGGUGAAGAUUCGACCUCUGUAACGAUGGCCAUUUUUCGACAAGACCAUGAUCGGUGGGACAGCGAACUCGGAGAACGACUACGACUCAACUCAACAAUGCACACUUCGGGCGAAUCACCGGGACAUGACAACUACAACUUCAAUAAGCCGGAUACAACUAGGCCCUUUUUCGAGCGUGCGCCAUUUCUUAUAGAAAAAAGCGUAUCACUUCGGGCCGGAGACUUGAAAGUUCUCGAAAUGGGUAUUAGUCGAACUUUCAUUUGUGAAAUCGUGUUUAGUCGUCUCCGUGGAGCUAUUGAAGACAGAUCCGAUUUGCAGAAGCACGACGGUUCCCCAGCGAACCCCACUUUUCAGCGAAGUAUACGGAUUUAUCAUGAGUCACCCCUGUCUGACGAUGGAAACGAUUAUGUUGAUCUGAGCGAGCUGCUGGAAUCUGCGCUUUGGUCGGGUCUUGAUUCAUCGGCUCCAAAUUUCCGGUUGACACUCAGCUCUGCGUUAUUCCUGUCCAUACACAAUCUGCUGGUGUGAAGAAAGGAAUAAUAAAG
Varroa destructor (honeybee mite) is the source of this 1679-nucleotide messenger RNA. RefSeq lists its product as uncharacterized. The record is from RefSeq and is a predicted model, not a curated record. NCBI's taxonomy places the organism in Eukaryota, Metazoa, Arthropoda, Arachnida, Mesostigmata, Varroidae.